Molecule: messenger RNA, 1659 nt
Organism: Candidozyma auris
Lineage: Eukaryota; Fungi; Ascomycota; Pichiomycetes; Serinales; Metschnikowiaceae
Gene: REX3
Product: RNA exonuclease
Exons: 1
Coding region: 1-1659 (552 amino acids)
Cellular component (GO): nucleus
Molecular function (GO): exonuclease activity; nucleic acid binding
Source: RefSeq, a predicted model, not a curated record
AUGUUUCGAUAUCAGCCAAAUGAAUUUGAAACAAUCGAGUGUCCUGAUCUAGAGCGGUAUGGCGUCUGUACGGUAGUAAAUUGCAUCUUCAAGCAUGAAGUGAAGAGGAAAGGGGAGUCACAAGAGACUGAGAUACCCGUUAAAAGAGCAAAAACGGAAGCGCCCAAUCCAGAAGAAGUUGAGAAGAAACAGGAUCUAUCUUUCAUAAUCACGCGAGCAUUGACAACUGGUGUAACGAUACCACGAGCUGAACGGCUAGAAACUGCCAAAAAGAUAGCCGAGUACCUUGUAAAGCAUAAGCUAAGCGAGACACCGAAUCGAACGGCAGUCGACAAAGAAUAUGGCCUUGCAACCCUGAGUAAGAGUGCCGACGAAUACCGGCGUAAGGUGAAAAGCUUCUUGGGUGAGAAAGAUAAAGCUACGACGGAUCCACGUUAUAUCAUGCCUCGAACGGUCAAUCCGGCUCCUGAAACGCUUCCUCAAAGAAAGAAGUUCAUUGAGCUCAUGGUAAAGGCGGUUAUGACCAAUCAGCGUCACAUUGAAACGCCGAAGGCAUUCUGCAUUGAUGAGGAGUUCAAAAUCGCAUGCAACAAUCCAGGAAAGGCUUCCUACACUCACGCUAUAAAGAAGAAGAUAUAUGAGAUCAGCCAUCCGGAGAAGGUGAAGCCUGCGAAGGAGGUGGGCUUUAGUAAGGCCGAGCUUCUAGGCGAGUUAAGGCGAAAUGUCAUCGGCUGUGAAACGCUCGAGAAGUACGGGUUCAUCAUGAGUAUUCCCAAAAACAUCGAGGACUUCAAACAGGACAGAGUGUGUCAGCGCUGCAAGCAGGCGUUUAAGCUCGAUGAAGUACUCAAGAUAGUCGACUGUCGGUAUCAUUUGGGAAAGCCCAUCAAGAACGAUCACAACGAAAGAAUAUACCUGUGUUGUGGCGGCGCACUUGGUGCAACAGACACAGAGUCAUGCGGAAAAUGGAAUCGUCAUGUCUUUUACUGGGAUGGUCCAGAGGAAAUGCACAAGGCGCUUCCGUUUGUCAAGACAAAAGACGUAUGGGGAACGAAAAAAGGUAGCUUGGAGGCCGUAGGCAUCGAUUGUGAGAUGGGUUAUACAGACCGCGGCUUUGAGCUUCUACGAAUAACGGCAAUUGACUUCUUCACAGGAGAAGAGGCAUUUGAUAUACUUGUGAAGCCAAAAGGAACCGUCAUUGAUCUCAACACUCGUUGGUCAGGAGUUGCGGAGAUUAGGCCGGACGCAGUCACAUUCGAGGACGCCAUUGCAUUGUUGGGAGAGGUGAUCGAUUCUAAGACAAUUCUUGUUGGGCAUGGGCUCGAGAAUGAUAUGAAUGCCAUGCGUCUAAUUCACAACAAGAUCGUUGACACCGCUAUUCUUUACCCACGUAACAAGACGUCCCCUACGUUCCGCUACGCACUCAAGAACUUGGCCUUCAAGUAUCUCGGAAGAAACAUUCAGGCGGGCCAGCAUGACAGUGGAGAGGACUCGAUUGCUGCGAUAGACAUCACCAAAUAUUUUCUUACCAAGGAUUUAGAGCGAAGAGCAGAGGAAGAAAAGGCGCAUAGUGGCAGUGUAAGUGCCAGUUCCACGCAGACUGGCGGAGCCGUUUUUCGCCGUCGACCAUCUACCCAAAACGGGUCACAGCUAAGCUAA